Molecule: messenger RNA, 1749 nt
Organism: Ornithorhynchus anatinus (platypus)
Lineage: Eukaryota; Metazoa; Chordata; Mammalia; Monotremata; Ornithorhynchidae
Gene: PUS3
Product: pseudouridine synthase 3
Exons: 5
Coding region: 166-1680 (504 amino acids)
Biological process (GO): mRNA pseudouridine synthesis; tRNA pseudouridine synthesis
Cellular component (GO): cytoplasm; nucleus
Molecular function (GO): RNA binding; pseudouridine synthase activity
Source: RefSeq, a predicted model, not a curated record
CAAGAGCGCAUUUCCGGUCGGGGCAAAGGAGCAGGACCAGGAGGCUGCAGGAAGGUGGGCUCGGGGCCCGCAACGCCAUCCUCCCUCUCAUCUUGAAUCCGUCGGCGCAGCUUAGGGCGGAGGGAUCACGCCGGUGAACGCGAGGCCGCGGCCCCCUCCCUCACGAUGGCAGGAGACGGAGGGGAGAUGGGCGAGACCGAGCGUCUGCUGCGGCAGAGAGUGCAGGAACUGGAGCGGGAGGUCCAGCGGCUCCAGCGGGGGCGGGCCGACGGCCGGGAGGACCCCGCGGCCGGCGGGGCCAAGAAACGCCAGCAGCGCCCGUUUGACUUCGGCGCCUACGGCCGCAGACACGUGGCCCUCAGGAUCGCCUACCUGGGCUGGGGCUACCAGGGUUUCGCCAGCCAGGAGAACACGAACAACACCAUCGAAGAGAGGCUGUUCGAGGCCCUGACCAAGACGCGGCUGAUCGAGAGGCGCCAGACCGCCAACUACCACCGGUGCGGACGGACGGACAAGGGGGUCAGUGCCUUCGGGCAGGUGAUCUCUCUGGACCUCCGCUCCCAAACUGUCAGGGGCGGUCAGGAGGAGGAGGGCUCGAAAGACAGAAUGGACGCCCGGACCGCGGAGAUCCGUUACACCCACAUCCUGAACCGCGUGCUCCCCCCGGACAUCCGGGUGCUGGCCUGGGCCCCCGUGGGGUCCGGCUUCAGCGCCCGGUUCAAUUGCCUCCAGCGGACGUACCGCUACUUCUUUCCCCGGGCCGACCUGGACCUCGAGGCCAUGGAUCGGGCGGCCCAGAAGUACGUCGGCACCCACGACUUCCGGAACUUAUGCAAGAUGGACGUGGCCAACGGCGUGACCAGCUUCCAGAGGACCAUCCUGUCGGCCCAGGUCCGGCGGGUGGACCAGAGCGAGGAAACGGACCGGCGGGAUCCUUUCCGGCUGUGUCAGUUCGAGGUGACGGGCCAGGCCUUCCUGUACCAUCAAGUCCGCUGUAUGAUGGCCAUCCUCUUCCUGGUCGGCCAGCGGAUGGAGGGCCCGGAGGUCAUCGACGAGCUGCUGGACGUAGAAAAGAAUCCCCGGAAACCCCAGUACAGCAUGGCCGUGGAGCUCCCUCUGGUGCUGUACGACUGCCAGUUUGAGAAGCUCGAGUGGAUCUACGACCGGGAGGUGCAGGAGUUCAACGUGCGCCACCUCCAGCAGCUGUGGGCCAGCCACGCCGUCCAAACCCAGCUGCUCUUCAGCAUGCUGCAGGGCCUCGACUCGGCCCCCGUGGCCCCUGGCCCAGGCUCGGGGACAGACGGACCGGUCCGGUGGAGGGACGUCCGGCCGGCCUUCCGGCAGCAGGUCAGCGCUUUCGUCGAGGGCGUGAAGACGCGCACGUACAAGCCGCUGCUGGAGCGGCCCAGGUGCGAGGGGCUGGAGUCGCGGAUCCGCCACUUCGUCCGCAGGGGACGCCUCGAGCCGCCCGGGGCUCGGCCCGGGGAGGGAGCGGCGGCCAAGAGGGGCCGCGGCCAGACCGCUCAGGGUGGGGACCGGGCCCCCGAGCGACUCCCGAAGAGGAUCUGCCCCGGCCCCGUGGCGCCGGACGCCAGCUGCCCCAAGAUCACGGCAGAGACCCGGACCGGCGAUCCGCCCGGCUCCCCCGGCCAAGAGCUGGAGGGUAGGGAAGAGUCCUGAGCCUCCCCCCGGGCUGGGGAGACUCGGCCCUUCCCUUUCCAAUUCAUUAAAAUUGCUCCGCUUUUUUAA